Molecule: messenger RNA, 2986 nt
Organism: Cygnus atratus (black swan)
Lineage: Eukaryota; Metazoa; Chordata; Aves; Anseriformes; Anatidae
Product: squalene synthase-like
Exons: 3
Coding region: 77-448 (123 amino acids)
Biological process (GO): cholesterol biosynthetic process; farnesyl diphosphate metabolic process
Cellular component (GO): endoplasmic reticulum membrane
Molecular function (GO): squalene synthase [NAD(P)H] activity
Source: RefSeq, a predicted model, not a curated record
AGGAGUGGGGAAGCUGUGCCUACACUGGGGACCUUCUCUGCUCUUCUGGGAUGGAGCUGGAGCCAGGCGGGAGGUGAUGGCCAUCGCCACUCUGGCCGCCUGCUAUAACAACAAGCAGGUGUUCAGGGGCGUAGUGAAGAUCCGGAAGGGACAAGCCGUCACUCUGAUGAUGGAUGCCACAAACAUACAGGCUGUCAAAGCCAUCAUGUACCAGUAUGUGGAAGAGAUCUACCAGAAGAUCCCCAGCACGGACCCUUCGUCCAACAAGACGCAGCAGAUCAUCGCCUCCAUCCGCGCCAUGAGCCUGCCCGGCGGCCCCAUGGCCUCGCGCCACCACUACUCCCCCAUCUACCUGUCGUGCGCCAUGCUGCUGGCCGCCCUCAGCUGGCAGUACCUCAGCACCAUCUCCAAGGCCGCCGAAGAGUACGUCCAGGCGGGCGAGAACUGAAGGGCGGGCAGGCGGUGGGAGAGAAGAGAUGGUCGGCGGACGGGCAGCAGAGGCGGGAGGCUCCUUGCCCCUGCUGGUGGGGACAGCCGGGGUGCCACCGGGCCCGCGGGCGGUGAUGAGGACGGGACGCCGGUGGCCUGGAGCCCCUGUGGGGACAGCAUGGCGUCGCCAGGCUCCGCUCCUCACCUCUCUUGCUGCCUGCGUGGCUGGUUGCAAGCACCAAUCGGAGUCUUACUGUUUGCGGUUGAAUUUGGAUUUUGGUUUUUCCCUCCUUUCCUGUUGGAUAGUUUACCUGAUUACUACCGAUUGGAUUUUUCUUUUUUUUUUUUUUUUUUUUUUGGUUAGGAUGGUUGAAAUAGAAACUCCAGUUGCCUCUUUUCUUGCUUGAGAUUUGAGACCCCUUUCCAGCUCAGAGCCGCGGGACGGGAGCCUUUUCUGGGUUUUGGCCUCCCUUUCUUACACAGCCCCUUUUCCCCACGUGGAGGGCUCUGGCUUCAGCCAGGAGGCACUGCAUUAGCCAGCAGAAAGCUCUGGCCAUCUUCUGGCCACCAGCCCGGGCUGGUUGCCCUCCUGGCACCUGGAACCAGGGGCGAUCUUCACCUUUCUGUCGUUGUAUUUGAGGAGGCUGCUAGGCUCGAAACGAGCCCUUUCCUUGCUCAGUGUCGGAGGCGUGCUGCUCUGGCUGCUGGAACGUGCACCCUGCCCAAAGCCGGCUCUUGCAGCUCCUUCGUACAGGUGGCACUGUGCGUUGCAAAGCUUUGGGUUUUAGCAGCUGGGGAGGUGGUGAAAGGGAGUGGGAAGGAGUUGCCCUGGGCUAAUGUGAGCACAGCCACCCACCUUUGCUGCAUGCUCUGGGCUCUGCACUUUUGUAGCCCAGAGGGAGCUUGGGGUGGCCCAGGCGGGUUUUCCUGGCCCACUUGGCUGCAGCUCGGGGUGCUGCGAGUGAGUCUGACGUGCAAACUGGAAGAGCUUUCCACUGCUGUUUCGAAACCCAUCAGCCUGGACUUCAAGCAGGCUGCGUUCCCACAGGGAACGCCAGGGGUGGGAAGAGGAAACGACUUUCAAGUCCCGUUUUCCUGGAUUUUUGCUUUCAGUCACCCUAAUCCCUCACUGCUGCUUUGGCUGUGUGAUGGGGGGGGGACAGCCUGGGGCAGGACAGGCAAAGCCUACCCCUACCAGGGGCGUUUGGUGGCCUUUGCAAGGCCAAGCCUGUGUGGCCAGACUGUUACUUGGAGGAAGCAGCCCUGCUCCACGAGUACCUAUGUAGAUAGUUUUAAGCUGUUGUUCAAAAACCUUGCGGUAGCUCCCUUUGUGCAGCUUCCUGUUGUUGACAUUAAAGUUUUCUUUGGAAAAAAAAAAAAAAAAAAAGAGUGCUUGAGAAUUUCUUCCGCCGUUAUUUCUCUUAUUGUGCUAGUUCCCCGCUGUUGCACAAGUUACAUGAAGUGCAGAUGCUUCCUUGCAGGGCAUCACCGUAAUGCCCUAUAGGUUGGGCCUGAAAACUGAAUUGUAACCCGGGGGGAGACAGCUAACGCUCAGUACGUUGACUUUUAUACCGGUCCCUGUUGGGAAGAGGAGGAGUGGGGAAGCUGUGCCUACACUGGGGACCUUCUCUGCUCUUCUGGGAUGGAGCUGGAGCCAGGCGGGAGGUAAGUUAGAGCCUUAGAGCAUGUUGCAGGCUGGGAGACUACAGCCAGCCCUUCUGGGGGCUCUGCUGCUCUCUAGAAACCUUUCAAGGUCAAGACCAGUCUAUUGCACAGCUGCUGCUUGCUCAUCUCUUGAGCUCCAGCCUUGCUAUACCCUAUCCAGCUAGCUGUAUCCCGCCUCUCGUUUUACUCCAUACUCUCGUAGCAGUGCCAGCUUUGUAGCCCUGGGCUUGGUCUGGAGGUUUCCUUGCCUAAAAGCCUGCAGCAGAAGGCCCGAGGGGCUGAACGCAGUGUGUUCAGCAGGGGUCGGGGCACAGCACCCUUGGGCUGCUGCUGUGCUUUCCAGUGCCCGGCUACAUCCCUGUUUCCCCAGCCCUGCACCCCUGGCUUCCCUCUGGUCCCUGGUGAAGCAUCCUCUGUGCCACCAGGACUUGGCACUGCUCGGGGGCCAGCGCAGGUCCCAGGCAGCGGCUGCAGCCCCGCUGCCACCAGCAUGGCCAGAGGAUGGGGCAGGGACAGCUUGCACUGGCACAAAAGGGCCUCACCCGGCUUCCACAACAGCAAAGCAACAGCAGAAGAGUUGAGGAUGGUUUUAGCUCCUGAAGGAGAAGUCAACAAGGGGCAGGAGACGAGACGUUGGAGAAAUCGUUUAUUGGCACGGUUGUUUCAUUCACACACACCAAAGCUCUGUCUCACUGGUUCAGUAGGCAGAGGUGAGGGGCUAUUUUACAGUACAAGGGAGAGCCUGCUUCACUUAUUUCAGCCCUGUAGCAUUAGCUCAGCAAUAUACUUUGUGCUUUAAAAGAAAAUCAAAAGCUCUUUCACUAUAUUAGUGUUGGCAAAUCGCAUGAUUCCUCCUACACUGCUAUUACACUUCCCCCAAUAACAAAAAUAA